GCCCCGACAAUGUUGCGCACCGUCUCUCAUCUCGGCCGCGUUCGCGCGCUCGGCUUCUCCCGAGCGCGCGCGGCGAGCGCUAUACCCGUCUACUCGCCUCGCGACGGCAAGGUCUUUACCGAGAUUCCCGACGCCACCGUCGCUGACGUCGAGGCUGCCGUCGAGGCUGCCGCCAGCGUGCAGGCGUCGGGAUGGUCAAAGGCGGAUGCAGUGGACCAGCGGGCCGAGUCGUUGCUCGGCAUCGCGGCGGCGCUCACCGAGAGAAAGGACGAGCUCGCGGAGCUCGAGUCCCAGGACUGCGGUAAGCCCGUGAGCGAGACGGCGGGAGACAUACAGAUGUGCAUCGACGUCUUCGAGUACAUGGCAGAGCUGGCGCCAAAGAUGCUGAAGCCGUCGCCGAUCGCCCUGCCCGACGGCGACUUCCGCUCCAGCAUCGUGCCCGCGGCCGCCGGCGUUGUUGGCGCCAUCACGCCGUGGAACUAUCCUCUCAUGCAGGCGGCCGCCAAGGUUGCUCCCGCUCUCGCUGCCGGCUGCUCCGUCCUCCUGAAGCCCUCGCCGCUCGCCUCUCUGACCUGCCUCAAGCUCGGCGAGAUUGGGCGGGAGAAUGGUCUGCCGGAGGGUGCGCUCACCGUCAUCACGGGCGGGCCGCCCGACGGCAAAGAGGGCGGCGCCGACUGCCUGACCAACCACCCACGGCUCGACCUGCUGUCCUUCACUGGGUCCUCCGCCGCCGGGAGCGCGCUGCUCCAUUGCUCGGCGAACAAGCUGCGGCGGAGCUCGCUCGAGCUCGGCGGGAAGGGCGCGCUCCUAGUCUUUGAGGACGCGUCAAUCGACGCUGCUGUCGACUGGGCCAUGGUCGGCAUCUUCUCUGCCGCCGGGCAGGUCUGCUCCGCCACGUCGCGGCUGCUGGUGCACGAGUCUAUCGCUACGGAGCUUCUCAAGGCCCUUGAAGAGACCACCGUCGCGCUGCGCGUCGGCGAUCCGAAGGCCGAAGGCACCCAGAUGGGCCCCGUCAUCUCUGCCACGCAGCGCGAUCGCAUCGCCGCCGCCGUGCGGAAGGCCGAGGGCGAGGGGGUGGAGGUACUCGUUGGGGGCUCCGGGCCGCCGGACGUGCCGGGGCUGGAGGGCGGAUACUACGUAAAGCCAACCAUCCUGAACAACGUCCCGGUCGGCAGCUCCGCGUGGUGCGAGGAGAUCUUCGGGCCCGUUCUGUGCGUCCGCACCUUCAAGACCGAGGAGGAGGCGGUCCGGCUCGCUAACGACUCGCCCUACGGCCUCGGCCACGCCGUUCUCUCUGCAGACGAGGCGCGCGCCGACAGGGUCGCGGCGCAACUCGACGCGGGCAACGUCUGGGUCAACUGCAACCAGGCGCUGUGGGCGCAGACGCCGUUUGGAGGGUGGAAGGCGAGCGGCUUCGGCUUCGAGUACGGCGAGGCGGGGCUCCACGAGUACUUGCGCCACAAGACCGUCACGAGCGCCAGGCAGCCGGGCUACUCAUGGAAGGCGUACCAUGGGUAGCCGUCUUCCAAGGGCCGGCGAGGCACGCGCGUCCACAGCGGAGGGCUCCAGAACAAGAGCGGGUGGCUGCGUGCCUGGACCUUUCGUGUGAACCUGUCUGCUGUUCUGUCUUUGAGUUGUGACGAAGCUUGUGUGUCCCUGAUAGUGAGAGGCGUGGCGACGCAACCGACCGAGAGAGGUCGAGAGAGACCAGAGACGACUCUCGACUUCGAGGGAGUCUGUGGCGCUGGUCCCGCACGGUGCCGGUUCUUCCUCGUCUCUAGUGACGGACCGUCUCUGGUGACGCUGACGCCUGACGGGCCCUUGUGCCCCGUUGAGAUAAAUGUACCGUAGAACUAUAUGAGAUAAAUGUACCGUAGAACUAUACUCA
Messenger RNA from Emiliania huxleyi CCMP1516, 1888 nucleotides. RefSeq names its product putative alcohol dehydrogenase. Bases 10 to 1518 code for a protein of 502 amino acids. The record is from RefSeq and is a predicted model, not a curated record. The transcript has 6 exons. NCBI's taxonomy places the organism in Eukaryota, Haptophyta, Isochrysidales, Noelaerhabdaceae. Gene Ontology annotation, molecular function: oxidoreductase activity, acting on the aldehyde or oxo group of donors, NAD or NADP as acceptor.